Messenger RNA from Ricinus communis (castor bean), 1191 nucleotides. RefSeq names its product LOB domain-containing protein 37. Gene Ontology annotation, biological process: regulation of gene expression. The record is from RefSeq and is a predicted model, not a curated record. The transcript has 2 exons. The coding region runs from base 187 to 927 and encodes 246 amino acids. Lineage: Eukaryota; Viridiplantae; Streptophyta; Magnoliopsida; Malpighiales; Euphorbiaceae.
CCUUUCGACCUUAAUUUCUCUUCUUCUCCGUCAUCCUCCUUUCUUUACCCACUCUUGUUUUUACUAGUUCUUCCUUCCUUGUGUUCAAAGCAACCACUAGGUUUUGGUUUUAGGGGUUCUCUGCUCGUGUUUUCAUGUGAAACUGUUAUUCGCGAGAAGGAAUAGUAAAACAAAUAGAAAUAAAAAAUGAGUUGCAACGGGUGCAGAGUCUUACGAAAAGGCUGCAGUGAAACCUGUAUUCUUCGCCCUUGUUUACAGUGGAUUGAAAGUCCUGAAGCUCAAGGCCACGCCACUGUCUUCGUCGCUAAAUUCUUCGGCCGCGCUGGCCUUAUGUCUUUCAUUUCUGCUGUCCCUGAAACCCAGCGUCCCGCUUUGUUUCAAUCUCUAUUGUUUGAAGCGUGCGGAAGAACUGUAAACCCUGUAAACGGCGCUGUAGGACUUCUAUGGACUGGGAACUGGCAUGUUUGUCAAGCUGCCGUAGAAACCGUCUUACGCGGCGGCACACUACGGCCGAUGCCUGAGCUACUCGCCGGAUCUUCUCCAUCUCCGGCUUCGGAUGAAACUUCCGAAGCUGAAGUAACCUGUACGGACAUGUGGAAACUUCAGGAUCCAAAUCCUCAUUCUCGUUUCUCUAAUUCAAGAUCCAAAAGCUCACCGAAACGGAAAAGAAUCAACAACAACGAAACUUUAACCAUAAACAAGCAGCAGCUACCGAAACCGUUAUACUUACCGUCAAAUGAUCUGGAUCUUCGCUUAACGCCGAGCUUUUCUCCGAAAAACUCACCGAGGAAACCUGAACUCCGGCGGCCGGGAACUCCGUCGAUGAAUUCGGAGGAAUCGGUGACUACGACGUGUUUUGAUAGUGGAUUUGGAGAUCAAUACGGAAAUGGAGGAGGAGAUAGAAAGCUGCUUAAUCUGUUUGUUUAAGCGGAGAAAUUUGAAUAUAAAUAUAUUAUAUAGAGAGAGUUUGUGAAUCUGACGUUCACUUCUCCAGGGAGAGAUUUGGAGCAACUAGUUUAAAUCUCUCUCUGUUUAGUUUUCUUUUAUCCUUUAAUUUUGUUAUAAUUUUUUGUUAAUUUCCCGGAAUCUGAUGUUUAUCCGGCGAGUUUUUGUAAGUUACCGGUAGAGGAUAUUCUCUUUGUCCACUGUUUAAGAGAACAAAUGAAUUUGCCGGUGAUUUUUUUUGUUUUA